AUGGACCUUUCAUCAGACGAAGACCUUUACCGUGGGAGUAGCCCUGCAGACCUGCAACCUGACAGCGAUGAGGAGCCCAGUGCUGGCCCUGCGCCGCCAGAUGCUGCCCCCAAGUAUACAGUUCCAAAUCGAGUCCUUGGUGCGGUCGAGAUUCCUGCUGUCGUGGAAAACGUGGAUCGUGCUAUCAAAGCGUUUGGCAGACGACCUGACCUUCAACACGUAAUGGAUCCCAUCAGAAACUCAAUUCCUUUCUAUCUUACUCCUGAGGACCCAUUUUGUAAGCCCAUAAUGUCUCACAAUGCCAGGAGCCACAAUGUUGUCCUCAAAGUCACCGUUCGCAAGAGGACUGGCAGGAAGCGAAAAAGAGGAACAAACGACCCAUGGGAGGGAGACAUCGAACUACCAGAUGCCGAGACCGAAGCCGUCGAGGAGAAUGAAGUUCACUCGCGCUCCCGUCUCGAUGAUCCCAAGAUUUUGCGUCGAAAAUUGGAAGACAACGUCAACAGCUACCAAGUCGAAGCUGUCGGGGUCAUCAAACACACACAUCGAUUUCGCGGCCUCGCGGACUUCUAUUGGGACAUGACCGAGUCUUCGUUUGCCAACAGAUACGUUGACCAGGUUCUACCCGGAGAUGUUGAAUCAAUCAAGGAAUUCAAGUUUAUGCCUGGUGUUGACCAAGGACCAAAUGUGGACAUUCUCCCUCCACCUAUUUUCACUCAUAUGAGCCUCCCCUUCAACUACCAGUACUCGCAAAACCCAUACGUACGUGCCACCGAAGACGGCGGAACCGUCAACACUACCGCUGUUAAGCAGGUCGGUUAUUUUAUCGGAGCAGAGGACCCUACACCACUGGGACCUCAAAUCCCCCCUGAUAUGACGGAUCCUCGAAUGGUCGAGAUCAUUGCAGAGCUAGAAGAGGCAUUUGAGGACCGGCCAGUCUGGACUCGCCGGUCAUUGCUCAAUCACCUCGGUGGGAAGCUCAAGAAUUGGAACGAGCUCAAAAAGUAUCUCAACUACACGGCUUACCAGUUCAAAGGAGGACCCUGGCGAGAUGGCGUGGUUCCAUACGGUAUCGAUCCGCGGACAGACCCCAAGUACCGCGUUUACCAGACUCUCAUGUUCAAACUUCCUAAGCAGAAACGCCCCCAAAAAGGUCAGACAUGGAAGUCUCUGCGCAAAGCUCAGAUGGGCCCGCUUAAAGAGUUCUUGGAGGAGCUAUCUGAGAGCCACGUCUUUGACGGCGAAACUUAUCACACGGAUGGAAAGGUUUGGCAAGUCUGCGAUAUUUCAGACCCGCUCCUGAAGGACCUUCUUGAUAACGCUGCUGUGCGUCCGACAUGGGAUCCCAGCAGCGGAUGGUAUCAUGGUGGGCUUUGGGCCAAGGUCAAGGCGAUUAUGAAAACGAAACUAGUGGCCAUUCAAUUCGAUCGACGACUCACGCGGGAGGACUUUGCAAUGACAUUACAGGCUGGAGACCAGACACCGAUCCGGUCAACUUCAGCAACUCUUCAUCUGCCUCUUCCAAACCUCCGCCUGACGGAUGAGGAGCUGACCUUACUGCGAGGACGACAGCCGUCAAGGAAAAAUAAGCACAAGGGAUACAGCGUCAGGGUAAGGGACCCGGCUGCAGGCUCAAAACGCGCUGUCGACUCGCCAUCAGUGCCUGACUCGCAGAACGAGGAGGCCAGGCUGCUCGAGAUGGAUGAUAUGGAUUCAGGUCAGGAUGAAUCAGGAAGUGAUGAUGAUGAUGACGAUGAGUCGGCGGGUGAUGAUGAUGCUGAACAGGGGGCGAUGCGAGAUGAAGAUGUCAGAGAGGACGAACAGGAAGACGAUGAGAGUAUGGAAAACGAGGGCACGAUGAGAGACAAGGAGGCUUAG
Ilyonectria robusta is the source of this 1878-nucleotide messenger RNA. Its product is annotated as RNA polymerase III transcription factor IIIC subunit-domain-containing protein. Gene Ontology annotation, cellular component: transcription factor TFIIIC complex. The transcript is spliced from 3 exons. The coding region runs from base 1 to 1878 and encodes 625 amino acids. The record is from RefSeq and is a predicted model, not a curated record. Lineage: Eukaryota; Fungi; Ascomycota; Sordariomycetes; Hypocreales; Nectriaceae. Gene Ontology annotation, biological process: transcription initiation at RNA polymerase III promoter.